This is a messenger RNA of Mytilus californianus (California mussel), 2533 nucleotides long. RefSeq lists its product as uncharacterized. Bases 517 to 1980 code for a protein of 487 amino acids. Gene Ontology annotation, molecular function: oxidoreductase activity; iron ion binding. NCBI's taxonomy places the organism in Eukaryota, Metazoa, Mollusca, Bivalvia, Mytilida, Mytilidae. The record is from RefSeq and is a predicted model, not a curated record. The transcript has 14 exons.
UUUAAUCACAAUUCCACAUUAGAACAUACAUGAUAUGAACAUGAAAUUUUUUUUCUAUGUAGCAUUUUUUAUUUUUUUUUAUUUUCAAAGAUCAGCUGUUUAGCACGUAAGCCUAUGAAGCAGUCAAUUACAAGACUGCAACCUUUAUUGUAUUCAAGUUUUUCAUUUUUAUGACAAUUUUUUGAUUUUCAAAUAUAUUGGCCUCAAGUUUCUGAUUUCCAAAUAUAUUGUCCUCGAACAUCUCUGAAGAGACAAUUAUUGUCGAAAUGCGUAUCUGGUGUAGAAAAUUUGGUAACGUUAAUGGUUUUGCUUCAUAUAUGUGGAAUAACAAAUCGAUAUUUGAAUGCAGUAGGUAAAAAACAUUUUUAAUUGUUCAAAAUAUCUAAGCUUUCCCUGUAAAGAUCAUGAAAGUUUUUCAGGGUAAAUGUGACGGUUAAAAGACUGGGUGGAGCAUAUGGUUCAAAAUUAACAAGGAGUGGUAUAGUAGCUGCAGGCUGUGCAUUAACAGCUCAUAUCAUGAAUAGGCCAGUCAAACUAAAUUUGGAGUUUCAUACAAACAUGAGAAUGGUUGGGAGAAGAUUUGCCUACAGAGCGGACUAUACGGUUGGGUGUACCGAUCAGGGAAAAUUAAACGGUAUCAAAAUGACAGUUUAUAGCGACUCUGGUUACCUUGGAAAUGAAGAUCCGCUAAAUGGUGUAUUUGGACAUAUUGAUAACGGAUACUUCUGUGACAAUUGGAAUGUAACACCAAAGACCGUCAGGACGAACAAACCUGUUAAUACAUUUUGUAGAGCACCAGAUUCGGCACCAGGAAUUUUUAUCAUAGAAUCAGUUAUGGAACAUAUUUCCAAGGAAUUAAAUCUGGACCCAACAAGUGUUAGGGUACUAAAUCUUUACAACAAAGGACAGACCACACCAUCAAAUAGACCAUUGCCAUACUGUAAUAUCAGACAACUUACAACAGACCUAAUGACAUCCGCUGGAAUAACACAGAGACAGGACUCUAUCAAAGCUUUCAACCAGGUUAAUAGAUGGAAGAAAAAGGGUUUGUCUGUAGUACCAGCCAAGUUUGGAAUCGCAUAUGCAUACAUCCAUUACAAUGCAAUCGUCAAUAUAUAUGCCUGGGAUGGAAGUAUAUCUAUCGCCCAUGGUGGAGUUGAAAUGGGACAAGGAAUCAAUACAAAGGUAGCACAGGUGUGUGCAUUUGAGCUUGGAGUGCCUCUGGAUAUAAUAACAGUAAAAUCAGUUACGACAACAUCAAAUGCCAAUGAUUUUGCCAGCGGUGGCAGUACAACUAGUGAAUUAUGCUGUUUGGCUGUUUUGAACUGUUGUCAGGCUUUAAAAGAAAGAAUGGCUCCAGUAAAAGCUAAGAUGAAAAAUCCAACAUGGACACAGUUGGCACAGAUGUGUCAACAUGCAAAAGUUGACUUGUCGGAAAGAUAUUGUGUUUAUGAGCCUGGUAAGGCUGCGGAUGAACCACAGUACAAUAGCUAUGGUGUCACAUGUACAGAAGUAGAAUUUGACGUACUUACUGGUCAAUACCUCAUCAAUAGAGUAGAUCUACUAUAUGACUGUGGGGAGAGUAUGAACCCAAUGAUAGACGUAGGGCAAGUAGAGGGUGCCUUUGUAAUGGGACUUGGAUACUGGCUGACAGAACAGGUUAAGUUUGAUCCUCAGUCUGGAAGACUGUUGACUGAUAGUACAUGGGAAUACAAGCCACCAAUGGCCAAAGAUAUUCCAAUUGACUUUAGAAUACAGUUGUUAAAGAAUGCACCCAACCCUAAAGGCGUUCUACGAUCAAAAGCUGUAGGAGAACCACCAUUAUGCAUGAGUUCGUCAGCAUUGUUUGCUCUGAAACGUUGUGUUGAAGCUGCAAGGAAGGAUAUACAGAAAGAUGCAUUUUUCCCGCUAGAUGGGCCGGCCUCGGUGGAUAAACUGUGCGAUAUUUGUCUUACAGAUCCAUCACAGUUUGUGAUAUAAUAUUACGUUAAAAUUAGAAGAUUCGCUAUACCUGAAUGCAAUUCGUUAUACUUGAAUGUAAAUGUAAUUCGUUGAUAAUGUCAGAUGAUUUAUAUGAUGAAACAAUGUUGUUGAUAACUACCCUCAAAAUAUAUGUCAUAAAAAUGUACAUAAAAAAUUAAGAUUGAAUGGAAUUUUAUACAUUGAAUAUUUUAAAAUAGUAAAACGGAAUUAUUCAAUAUUGAUUAAUUGUGUUUUUUUCAAUUUUGAUCUGAAUUCAUUUGUUUAGUUUGUGAAUCGCUAUUGUUUAUGGAACUGAAGCUUAUUUUAUAUUUUAACUAAAAGUAUGAUGGUAACCCUAUAUCAAAUACUUAAAGCUAUAUUAUGCUGAUUAAAUAUUUUAUGAUUUAAGAAAAAAAAUAGAAUUCUGUUUUUUAGCAUUUGAAUGCAGUUGUCACAAUGAUCAUUCAUGGCUUAAAAUGUCAAUUGUAUUUGCUCGUCAAUCGAAGUUUAACUGUUAUUCAAUACCCUUACUUAUAACUGUAAUAACAUUUACUUGGUAUACAAAGGUAAU